Molecule: messenger RNA, 378 nt
Organism: Entamoeba invadens IP1
Lineage: Eukaryota; Evosea; Mastigamoebida; Endamoebidae
Exons: 1
Coding region: 1-378 (125 amino acids)
Source: RefSeq, a predicted model, not a curated record
AUGUUGUGUUGGAUAGUUGGUGUGCUUUUUGUGAUGUUGAGAAAUGUGAGUGGUGUGGGAUGUUACGACGAUAUUGACGAUAUUGACAUUGAUGAGUAUGAUGACUUUCUCGAUGAUUUUGAUGAUUUCUACGAUUUUGAGUUUGACGAUGACUUUGAUGACGACGACUUUAUUGGCGGACAGAAGUCGUAUGACUACGACAAAGCUAAAAGUGCAUUGAACACACUUGGAGGUAAUAUAGUUAAACAGAAAAUCAAACAAAUGGCAACUUUAUUAAGACAAGCGGUACUUAAUAAAGCUAAAAAUUGUAAUAAACAAGUUGAGAAGGUCAGGCGAUACUUGAUUGAGAAGCAGAUCGUACCUGUUAAUUGGGUCUAA